Messenger RNA from Purpureocillium takamizusanense, 869 nucleotides. It is a transcript of the gene imp3, whose product is annotated as U3 small nucleolar ribonucleoprotein imp3. The coding region runs from base 106 to 657 and encodes 183 amino acids. Gene Ontology annotation, biological process: rRNA processing. Lineage: Eukaryota; Fungi; Ascomycota; Sordariomycetes; Hypocreales; Ophiocordycipitaceae. Gene Ontology annotation, molecular function: snoRNA binding; rRNA binding; structural constituent of ribosome. The transcript is spliced from 2 exons. Gene Ontology annotation, cellular component: Mpp10 complex; small ribosomal subunit; small-subunit processome. The record is from RefSeq and is a predicted model, not a curated record.
AAAAAAGCCGGAAAAGACAGGAAAUCGAACACAUUUUAUUAAGCCCAUCGGUUUCCCAUCAGUCAACCCACGAACGCGAACCUCGCGCCGCGCCGUCCGCCCGCCAUGGUGCGCAAGCUCAAGUACCACGAGCAAAAGCUCCUGCGCAAGACCGACUUCAUCACCUACAAGCAAGACAAUGACCACCGCGACAAGGCCGUCAUCCGGCGGUACAUGAUCCAGAAGCCCGAGGACUACCACAAGUAUAACCGGCUGUGCGGAUCCCUGCGACAGCUCGCGCACCGCCUCUCCCUCCUCCCGCCCGACAACGCCACGCGGCGCAAGCACGAGGACCUGCUGCUCAACAAGCUGUACGACAUGGGCAUCCUGUCGAGCAAGUCGAAGCUGUCGGCGGUCGAGCACGGCGUCACCGUCAGCGCGUUCGCGCGCCGGCGCCUCCCCGUCGUCAUGACGCGCCUCAAGAUGGCCGAGACGGUGCAGGCCGCCACCAAGAUGAUCGAGCAGGGCCAGGUGCGCGUCGGCGUCGAGACCGUCACCGACCCGGCCUACUUGGUGACGCGCUCCACCGAGGAUUUCGUCACCUGGGCCGUCGGCAGCAAGAUCAAGCGCAACAUCAUGAAGUACCGCGACCAGCUCGACGACUUUGAGCUGCUGUGAGGAUGUUGGUUGCUGUUGUUGGGCCGGUUUGGAGUGGACGAAGGGAGGAGAGGGCUUUGAUACCAAAAAGGGCAUUUGUCGGCGUUUUGGGGGGUUGUAAUGUCGGAUUACAAGGCGCAACGAUUUCGGCGGUUGUUUUACAUCUUGGUACAUUAUGCCAUGACUGGCUCACAUGGGUUCAGGGAAUAGAGUGAAUGUCAUUCUCUUGAGGC